CCCGCUCCCUGGACCAGAAUGCUAUGCAGCAAGAUGGCUGCAGGGGAGGAGAGCAUGGAGGACCGAGACUUCCGGGUGCUCAUGGAAUACGCCCAUGGAUUCAUGAUCUCACAGGUCGUGUUCGCAGCCUGUGAGCUGGGCGUUUUCGAUGCUGUGGCAGGCCCAUGUGGUGCAGAUGCAGGAACCGUCGCCCGGGUUGUAGGUUCGAGUCCUGAAGCGACCCGGCUGCUGCUGGACACAUGCACAGCUCUGGGGCUGCUGCAGGCAGACGCAGCUGGUGCCUACAGCAACACCCGCAUUGCUUCCUCGCUACUGGUCACAGGCAGCCCCCGGUCUCAGCGCCACAUGAUGCUGUACCUGGCUGGGACGACCUACCACUGUUGGGGUCAGCUGGCUCGGGCUGUGAGGGAAGGACGGAGCCAGUACGAGAGCGCUGUGGGCGUGGCCACCGAGGAGCCAUUCGAGGCCAUCUACAGGUCUGAGGCAGAGAGGCUGCUGUUCAUGCGUGCCCUGCAGGAGACCUGGAGCAUCUGCGGAGCGCGGGCCCUCACGGCCUUUGACCUCUCCAACUUCCGGGUCAUCUGCGAUGUCGGCGGAGGAUCAGGAGCACUGGCCCGGGAGUUCGCCCGCAUCUAUCCUGACAGCAACAUCACUGUGUUCGACACACCAGAGGUGGUGGCUGCGGCGCAGACUCACUUCCUGUCCCCCACGGGGUCAAGGCCUAGCAUCCAAUUCUGCGGAGGUGACUUCUUCCGGUGCCGCCUCCCUUGUGCCCACCUAUACAUCCUGGCGCGUAUCCUGCAUGACUGGACAGAUGAGGCCUGCAUAGAGCUUCUGGGUCGAGUGUGCUUGGCGGGUGGGCCAGGGUCCGCAGUGCUGCUGGUGGAGGCCACUCUGGCUGAGGAUGCCCGCGGACCACUCCCCACACUGCUGCUGUCUCUCAAUAUGACUGUGCAGACCAGGGGGCGCGAGCGCACUCAGGCCCAGUACCGCGCCAUGGCCGCCGCUGCUGGGUUUUCCACACUUCCGGGCGACAGGUGUGGGGAUGGAGGGAGGGGGCGGGUGGGGGCCCUAUGUGACCAUGCUCGCAUGGAAGUGACAUCACACACCAACAACAUGCAUCCUGCCGGAGAGGGGACAGAAAUUGACAUCACACAUAUUGGUAUGGAUGAACAUGAUAUCGUCCGCCCUCCCCCACCCCACCCCCAUCCCCAGGAGUGGCUUCAAUAA
Acomys russatus (golden spiny mouse) is the source of this 1230-nucleotide messenger RNA. RefSeq names its product acetylserotonin O-methyltransferase-like. The coding region runs from base 19 to 1230 and encodes 403 amino acids. The record is from RefSeq and is a predicted model, not a curated record. The transcript is spliced from 8 exons. Lineage: Eukaryota; Metazoa; Chordata; Mammalia; Rodentia; Muridae. Gene Ontology annotation, molecular function: O-methyltransferase activity.